ACUGCCGGAGGCACCAUGAUCUUGGCUUGUCAUUAUUGUAACGAAGAGGACGAUAAUGCUCCAAAAAACUGGUACAAGUCCAAAGAGUUGGGUGAGCUACAAGGACAUGAAGUCGAGUAUGACAUGCACAAUGAAGAAAAGGAUAACAGGAUAUUACUGACAAGUGAUCACAACUUGGUGAUAUACAACUUUUCUUCUAACGAUACAGGUCUGUACUACUGUAAAAGCUUUGCUUCCACCGGCACCAAUGACACCUUCACCUUCUUGGUGGAUAUGGUCAUUGUUCCAAACGCAUCAGACAACUACCAAACCGGAAAUUUGUCCGAAUGGAAGGAUUACCAUGACAAGUACGUGCACCCAGUUAAUGAUAAGCUGAAGCAAUCAGACGAAAUUAAGUACUUAAAGGAAAGUAUGAACUUGUCCUUGGAAGUAAUCAACCACUGGGGGCCAUGGGGUGAGUGUGACUCCUGUGGGGAAGGAAAACGGAAGCGGAUGGCCUACUGCCGAGUGAAAGUUGUUAAUAAAAUGAAAACUUUAAGGGGCAAAAUCAAGAAAGAACAGACAAAACUGGAGAAAUUCCUAAUGAAUGCGGACGAAAUAAGUUGUGGGUCUAAGACGUUGAACGAUUACUUUCCUGACAUCAGCUUGGCCACCAAAAUUGUUCCUUACUUUGUGCAGGAGGAUAAAUGUGAAGCGGUUUGUGGCCCAGACAAAUACAAGCAGUAUCUCAUAGGGAAGUCACCCCUUUUCAAGCACAGGAAAACUUACAUUAUAGCGGAAGGCUCCCAUUUAAUCCUAGUUUGUCCUGAGUCCUCUAUAGAUAGUAAAAUUACUUGGAACAAGGAGGGCAGUGAACUACCAUCAGGGACUAAAACUGAUCACAUGAUAGUUGAUGCCUUUAAUAGUGUGUACAUUAUAGAUGCAACCAAAAAUGAGGAGGGGAAUUACACUUGCAUCGUUAAUAAAAUGCGGAUGCUCAAAGUCAAAGUGUUUGUACUGAAAAAGUCCUUCGUGUUGUCGGCCAAGUUUGGCCGAUAUUUGAUUUACUUUGGUUUUAUUUUGUCCUUAACUUUGUCUUGCUUUUGCGCCGGGAUGGUGAUUUCUUUCACCAGAAGGGGCAACUUCUUGACGUAUGAGCAGCUGAAGGAAGACGAGGAGAAGGGAAUCCAGCAUAAAUUUUUAUUUUAAACGUCCUUCUUCAAUAUAAAUUGGACCAUCGGAGGGAAUAGACGUGGGCCUUCGCUACAAAAGGACUAAUUUCUAAAACGAUGACCGAUGGAGGCUGAAUUCCGGAUGUGUGCUUUGUUCGUGGGGUGAUACGCACGUGGGAGUGAAUCGAAUACCCGUCGGGGAAUCUGCCGAUACGGAACGACACCGCAAGAGAAAUCGGGCAAUAACUGAGGGUUUGGAUGCCACAUCGCACCCGGUUCCUUCCACAGAAAGCUGCCUUAUGGGGUCCUCUGGAGUGCUGUUUAUUUCAAAGGGGGGGAGGACGGUUUAUUUCUAUUUAAGUAGCUGCUACAAAGGAAGGUUGAUUGGCUUUGGACCAAUCAACAUAUGAUUAACUAACUUGAACGUCUCAACCCUUAGAGACACAAAACUGUUUAAAAUCGAUCGAUGAAUUUACGAGCUCACUUUACCGAGUUGUCUGAGGAGACGUUCGAUGCAGGUGCCGUGAAUCACCUUCGACGAUAUGCGGAGUGACACACAAACUGUUGCUGUAUCACGACAUCCGCACUCCAAUUAUGCAAAUAGCCUCUUCGACGCCGUAAAAGAUUUUUUACCGCUCCAUUCCCCGAGAUUUAUGAGUUUAAUUUACCCAAAAUAAAAACCCUUUAAAGCCUU
Aethina tumida (small hive beetle) is the source of this 1845-nucleotide messenger RNA. RefSeq lists its product as uncharacterized. The coding region runs from base 16 to 1188 and encodes 390 amino acids. The record is from RefSeq and is a predicted model, not a curated record. The transcript has a single exon. NCBI's taxonomy places the organism in Eukaryota, Metazoa, Arthropoda, Insecta, Coleoptera, Nitidulidae.